Molecule: messenger RNA, 2545 nt
Organism: Populus euphratica (Euphrates poplar)
Lineage: Eukaryota; Viridiplantae; Streptophyta; Magnoliopsida; Malpighiales; Salicaceae
Product: pentatricopeptide repeat-containing protein At2g15630, mitochondrial-like
Exons: 4
Coding region: 52-1350 (432 amino acids)
Molecular function (GO): protein binding
Source: RefSeq, a predicted model, not a curated record
CUGGUUUUGUCAACCUAGCCACAAGGAGGGAGCACUGCUCCUAGCAGUUCCAUGGAGAUCUCAAAGCUCUCUCACAAAAAUCUCAGGUACAAUGGUCAUAAUAGUCAAAGUUUGAAUCUUUAUUUCUUCAAGUCAAAUAUUCAUGGUUAUCUUCGAGGUUACAAGACACCAUCCUUUAAUGUUUAUAAGGAAAUGGGAACUGGUAGGGUCAGACCAAGGGCAAUGCAAAAGCAAGUAGGAUAUAUUAUUGAUUUGAUUAAGAGGGAUGAUUAUGAUUUGGAGUACAAGUUGGGUUCUUUGAGUGUAAAGCUAUCUAUUGCUUCUGUGACUCUGGUUUUUCAUGUCUUGAAUAGUGAAAAGGUGUCUGCUUUGCGUUUCUUUCGUUGGAUUAGACAUUGGCAGCCUGAAUUGAGAUGUAAUUCUGAUAUUUGUAGCUUGGUUAUUGACAAUUGUGGGCGUUUAGAUGAUUAUGAUGCUAUGAGGAGUCUUUUGAAUGAGUUUAACGAGAACCGGUUAUGUCUAACCAAAAAGGCAUUCGAAUUCUUACAUGUCAUGAAUGUUACAAAUGAGUCCUUGGUGGAAUCCACACAGAGAGUGAUUGACUUGUUGCGUGAAGUUAGAGGGUCUUGUCAUGGUUGGGUUCCCUCAUUGAUCGAAAUGUUCAGUGUUUUGGGAUCCUUUGACAUGGUUGAGUUUGUGAUGAAGAAAACUGAGAGGAAGAUUUCUUAUUACUAUAUUUUUAUCAGGGAAAUGUGUCGGAGAUGUGAUUUUAAAGGGGUGAGAGAUAUUCAGGAUGAGAUGAGGAAAGAGGGCUUUGAACUGAAUUCCCGAAUUUACAAUUAUCUAAUUAGCUGUUUGCUUAAGAACGGUGAAUAUGAUGAUGCUUGCAAGGUAUUGACGGAAAUGCAGGACAAGGACUGCCCUCCUGAUGCAUUAACCUUUGAAAUUUUUAUAUAUUACUGCUGCAAUAACGGCAAGACUGAAAUUGCAUGUCACUAUUUUGAUGAGAUGGUGGCAAGGGGUCUUGAACCUCGGCUUUCAACACAUGCUGCCUUUAUCAAGGGUUUUUUCAACUCUGAGCAAUACGAGGAGGCAUAUAAGUACGUGGUUGAUUCAGAUAAGAAGUACAAGUGCACAAGCUGCAUGAAUUACAGCUUGCUUGCGAGGCUUCAUCAGAAAAGAGGAAAUCUGGUGAUUGCCCAAAAUAUUCUUUCUGAAAUGAUCAAGAAAGGUCUUAGACCAUAUUUUAAAGUGUAUAUGAAGGUUUUCAACUGCCUCAAGAAAUCCGGCAGGGAAACGCUAGCCAUAGAUUUGCAAGAGCAGUUUCAUCAGCUUCAUUCGAAGGCUUAAUAAGCAUGUAGGAGCAUUUUCAGCUGAAACAGUAAGGAUUUUACUCUCCGAUUUGACGUUUCAGCAAUGGCCUGCCAAGAGUCUUUACUAGCCUUAGUACUGCUGGGUAGCGUUCUGUUAGACUGGAAGUACCAAAGUCAGAAAAGGAAAAUAGAAAACAAGUAUAUGCUGUGAAUGUGGGAGUCAAUAUGAUUGUGUUUUUCUUUAUCUGAUGACAUUGAGGUGAACACUGCUUCUGUAACUCAACUUAUUGCUAGCUUGUUCUAUACUUAAAAGUUCCAGCAAUUUUAAUUUGCUCUUUAGCUCCAUGUCUACAUUAACUUUUAGAACAUGGCUAUUUUCUUGCUUGCAGGAUUAUUUGUUUGUUUCCUUGUAUUUGAAACUGUGACCGAGGAAGAGCUAAAACAACUGGAGAUCUAGGAGGAUGAAAGAUCUGCACCUGUAAUUCUUGUCAAUCAGCACUCACAAGUUUCUCAAAUGUGCCGACCAAUUCAUUUGCAAUCUAAGGGAAUAUUCAUGUUCCAGAGAGGAGCACUGAGAAUGUGUAAUGAUUUUGAUGUGGCUUAGAGGCAAAGAAGAAUUCAAGUCUGGAGAAACAUGAACCUCUCAUGAUUGCAUAGAGGAGUGCAGUGGUAAAGUGCAGUAUUUUGUUGCAUAAAAGAUCGAAGCUUCUUCCAACAGCACAUCCUUGCUCGAGGCUUGCCCUCAGUUGGUUUUCUCUGGACGCAGAAUGCAUGUCAUGGACACGAUGGAUGAGCACUAGUGGAUAUGUAUGCUUCAAGAAAGUGACAAGUGAGGUGUGUUUGAUGCAUGUUGUGCAACCUUUCACCAUCUCACGUCCUGGCUGAUCGGGACUAGUUGAAAACACUAGUCUUUUUAUGCCUCAACAAACAUAGAGAUCUCUCCCACUACGGAUUUUUCUAUUCUAUUGUGGAGCACAUAAAAUGAAUGGCUUGCUCAAUGUGGAAGCCAUCUCAGCAUUGCGGUCAUUCUGUAGCAAUAUUUCUUUUACGACGAGGAAAAGUUGGUCGCGGUCAGAAUUCCAUAUUUAGGAUAUCGAAGGCAGAUGUAUUUUCCCAUCUUUUCUUAUUUUUCCAGGAAACCUUUGUGUACCCCAAGUAUCAUUCUUCGGACAGGACAAGUGUAAGAAAUUAGAUUUCUAUUUUAUUUCAUAAUAGUUACAGCUCUAAUCUAA